Polistes dominula (European paper wasp) is the source of this 1847-nucleotide messenger RNA. RefSeq lists its product as uncharacterized. Gene Ontology annotation, molecular function: RNA polymerase II transcription regulatory region sequence-specific DNA binding; DNA-binding transcription factor activity, RNA polymerase II-specific. Lineage: Eukaryota; Metazoa; Arthropoda; Insecta; Hymenoptera; Vespidae. The record is from RefSeq and is a predicted model, not a curated record. Gene Ontology annotation, biological process: regulation of transcription by RNA polymerase II.
AUAUUCUAUUAUAAUUCUUAUAUAUAAUAAGCACAGACACUGAAGUUUUACUCUUAAAAUAUAAUUAUAUUACAAACUUUGUAUAUAUUCGAAUACACUAAAAGCAAGAAAAAUAAAUGUCAUAAGUAAUAAAAAUGAAAACUUAAUCGUAUAUAUUAUGUUAAUUCAUCCUAAAAUGAAGAAACGUUCAUUCAAUCGAAAAGAAAAUUGUAAAAGGAGAUUGCGAAACUAUCGUAGAUACUUUCGUGAACAUUUCUGUUAUUACACAAAGACGAUUUUUCGAAUUUGAUAAAUUGUUAAGCUUUGUAUAUAAAGUGUCAAACAACAAGCUUGAUAGAAUUCAGAUAUACUUUUUGUACUGUACACCCGUACUAUUGAUUCGUGGUGUACAAGCAAUACAUUUUUGAGGCUUCACUACCCCUCUUGAGGGAGUUCACGUUGAAUAUACUCCGCGUCCCCUCCUCUUUUUCUCUCUUUCUCUAUCUACUACCACGCACAGGUGUAAGAAAAAAAGAAGGAAAAGAGAGGAAAGAAACGGCAGAGUUGCAAAGCUGCUUGCCUAUCCAAACGAACGUUCUCAACCAACGUAGUGAUUCGAUUACCAUUUGCGAAUCUUCUGGCAGGCUGUUACUCGAUUGAUCUUUAAAAAAAAAUCAAGAAUCAAGUAAAAAAGAAAAGUGCAAAAAGAGGAAGUAAAGUGAUCAUUAUUUAGAUAAAGAAUGGAUUUAAAAGAAGAGGACGAAAGCGGUAACGAGAGCAGUAGACAAUUAUUUUUGGUUGGUGCACCCCGUGACCCUUUGGUGUCCACCGGUGCGAUCGUCGCCUCUGGAGGAGCUAACGACGAGAUCAAUUCUGGAGGAGAUCUACAGUCAACUGCUCUGGCUAGUCUGAUGAGCACACAAUCUUCCUCCGUUUGCUUUCCUACAAAAUUCACAUACGAUUUUUCGCCAAGUUCUGGGAACGAAGAUAGACAAUCAUCCGGAGGAACUGGCAAAAGAAAGCAAAGAAGAUAUCGUACCACUUUUACGAAUUUUCAAUUAGAAGAAUUAGAAAGAGCGUUCCAAAAGACACAUUAUCCUGAUGUUUUCUUCAGAGAGGAACUUGCCCUAAGGAUAAAAUUAACUGAGGCUAGGGUUCAGGUAUGGUUUCAAAAUAGACGAGCUAAAUGGCGAAAACAGGAGAAGCAGUGUAAAGUUGCAACUCACCUAACAUCUUAUCUUCCUUCGUCGGAUUGUCAAGAAGUGCAACAGCAACAGCAAUCCGAUCAUUUAUUAUUGGAACCACCGCUAGGCAGUCCACCACCUAUUUACCUUGGAAUGGAAUGGGCUGGCUUUUCACCUUAUAGCAACACAGCCACAGCUUCUCCUCUUGUUGUUAAUGGUAUGAAUAAGCCACCGGAACAAGAAACGGAUGACAAUCCAUUACUAGAUCCUGAGCUUUUACAACUAAAAACAUCGCGUUCUUAAUGAUACAAAUUACUGGCAAGUAAAAAAAAAAUCACGUAGUUUCCUAAUUCGAAAACACCAAUUUACAUAACGCUCUUCGAUUAAAAUAAUUAAAAUGAUCUUAUAUAAGUGCAACAAUACAAUUAAUCAAAGAAAAAUGUAUUGUAUUUUGUGCAAUAUAUUAUUAAGAUGGAAGUAAGUGGACCAAAAAAGGUACCUCAAAUGUGUCUCAAAAGUAACUAGAGACUGACAAGAAUAAUCCAGAUAAUAGAUAAAGAAACAAUGUAUUUUGAGUACUGUUAUAUAGAUUUUGUAAGAAAAGGCUUAUAAUUAAAAUUUUUUCUUUUAAUAAGCCUUGGUAUGAAGAAAAUGCAAUAAAAAAUGUUAAUAGCCAUUAUAAAU